AAGAAAGACAAUACCGUUCAGAAGAAUGCUGAAAAAUCUGUAGAACAAAUUGAGGCCGACUUGCAGCUUCCUCAGUCCUCUGAUGAAGAAGUUGAAGAACAAAAUGACGAAGAUGAAGAAGACCAAGAUGUGUCUGAAUUAUCAGAUGAAAGUGAUGAUGAAGACGAGGACUUGCGCGGAUUGUCAAGCGAAGAAGAAGACGACGACGAGGAGGAGGAAGAAGCCGAAAAGGAUAUCAAGAGCAAGAUCAAAAGAGAUGGACAUUUGGUGAACAAGACAGUUAUCUCUAGCGAAGCCAGGGCUAGCAAGAAAUCCAAGAAGAGAGGUAUUAUAUAUCUUGGUAGACUUCCACAAGGAUUCCAAGAACCAGAAAUGAAGAAAUACUUCAGCCAAUUUGGAAGCAUCAUAAACUUAAAAUUAUCAAGAAACAAGAAGACCGGUAAGUCCAAGCAUUAUGGUUUCAUAGAGUUCGAGAACUUCGAAAUAGCCAAGAUAGCAGCCGAAAGUAUGAACAACUACUUGAUCUUCGGACAUUUGUUAAGAUGUGAGGUCGUUGAGACUGCUAACGAAGACUUGUUUAAAAACACCGAGAAGAAUUUCAAGGUAAUCCCAUGGAAAAAGAUCUCCAAGCAUAAAAACGACAAGCCCAAGAGCAAGGAACAAUGGGGUAAGUUGGUCGAGAAGUACGAAAACCAGAAGUUGAAGAAGCAAACCGAGUUGAAGGAGAAGGGUAUCGACUUUGACUUGAAUAGCUUAUAA
Molecule: messenger RNA, 759 nt
Organism: Scheffersomyces stipitis CBS 6054
Lineage: Eukaryota; Fungi; Ascomycota; Pichiomycetes; Serinales; Debaryomycetaceae
Gene: NOP15
Product: rRNA-binding ribosome biosynthesis protein
Exons: 1
Biological process (GO): maturation of LSU-rRNA from tricistronic rRNA transcript (SSU-rRNA, 5.8S rRNA, LSU-rRNA)
Cellular component (GO): nucleolus
Molecular function (GO): RNA binding
Source: RefSeq, a predicted model, not a curated record